AUGUUCUUUGUGGUGAACGCGAAUAAUAAGAUUCACUCUGUGCGAGAAUCAGAAGCCCAUCCAGUGAACAGCGAAGUGGUGAUACGCCUUGCUCAUCAAAUAAGCAAAAACUACUCCGUGUCGGCUCCUCUGUAUUGGCAACAAGCUAGACAUGUUGUAAUAUUAUGCCAUCAUUUGUUUCUCGCAGGAGAUCCAUCGCGCCCGUUCCCUACAGAACCCGAAUUCCGAGCGUCUGCACUAGCUGCACCAAGGACAAACCCACCAGUCGUACCGCCUACCUUCAGUCUUCUUCGCCAGCAACAUGUUGCACCGGGUGGAAUGGGGCGAGUUUCCUCACCAAUGGCGGGAAUGCCGCAGAUUCCGAUGCAAGGAAAGCGUAUUACUACCAACCAUUUCAAGUUCGUGGCGAGGGUUGGCCCUCCACUGCCAAUGCCUGAAAAUAAGAAAUUUAUUGGUCUCAGCCUUCAUCCUGUAUAUGGUGGACAUUUUGCAUUCCGUUCAGUCUUCAUAUUCCCGAACCUGCGCUUUUCGAGUUUCCGCGCUCCAGAGCCGUUAUCGAUUCUCCACUCAACCGAGGAAAUUCGUGAUGCGCUAGAAAGAUUUAAUUACAAUUGGAAGAAUUCCGGAUUUCGAGACUUUGGCGGACCACGUAAACGCUAUUCUGUCACGCAAAUGGAGUUUUUUGGGCUGCCGCCAGCUGAAAGAUGGUCAGUUCUGAAGCAGUGGUGUGAAGAGUGA
Messenger RNA from Ostertagia ostertagi, 738 nucleotides. The record is from the annotation of a GenBank genome assembly. NCBI's taxonomy places the organism in Eukaryota, Metazoa, Nematoda, Chromadorea, Rhabditida, Trichostrongylidae.